CUGAGAGGGAAGUUCAGAAAAACUUGUAACGUUACAGCUUCCUAUGCCGCGAAAAUCUCACAUUGAAUUGAAUGUUGUUUUAUACUGUUAUCUUAAAUUAUUAGGAAAGUAUAACAAAACAAGUAUGUCAAUAGUAAGCCUGAGCAAAAUAAGGACGUCGUAAGAGUCAGCUGUUUUCAAACUGAAAACCAGAAGUCUUCACAGACCGUCCUCGUCUCACUGUGUCGAUACGCUCCAGUCUGCGGAUUUUACAGACUUGAGAAGAUGGAGGCUGUAUCUGAGACAGAUGUGCAGUUCUGGAUGGCCAAAGCCGUGAACUGGGUGGAGGCUACGUCAUGUUCUGCUCUUCUGGACACAAGCAGACACCUUGGCUCUCUGAGGAGCUUUCUCCAGCAAGUUCUGCAGGGGUUGCAACAAAUGAGCUCCACUAGUGAGGCCAUGAAGACAUUUCCUUUUGUGGGCCAGUUCCUGGGAAGACUUUGUUGGAACCCAUGUGUUAUUGCGGAUGAGAGGAGCCAGAGACUCCUGCUGCAGUGUUUGAGUUGUCUGUACAGCGCUGAGCCAAUGAAUGCUGUCGAACAAAAAGCCAACAUGUGGAUCAAGAAUAUGUUUUGUCAUCUGAUCUCGGAGGAGGAGGGCAGUGUAGCUCAUGCUACAGUAAAACAUGCUGGAUUAACCCCGAAGCGAUACCACUCAGAGGCUCUUCAGAAGCUUGUGUCAUUGAUGACAGAGGAGGUCAUUAAAAGCUGUGACGGCUUGCCAAACACAUCCAGGUGUUCAAAUGGGAAUAUUCAUGCCAUGUCAACAGCAUGCGCUGCCUUGGUCACAUGUCCUCAGAUGUCUCCUCUUAUUGGAGCUCUGUUGAAGCAUUCCAUGUUGUGUGGCUCGUCCUGUCUGAAUCAAGAGUUCAUUAAGGAAGUCAGCGAGGCCUUGAUCAGUAAGAUGCUUGUGUUGGAGGAUGAGGCCGUAGUGAACCUGUGGUGUUACAGUCCCACCUGUCUGGAGGGGGCAGCAGUGAGCUUUCUGGAAUCUGUGCUGUCUGACCACGAAACAGUGACACAGAGUCUGGACAAACAUGUUCAUGACUCAUUACUGCCUCAAGCUUCAGCCGAUCACUGUCACAUCUUCCUCACAGUCAAUGAAAUUUACAGGAGUGUGCUGACAGAGAUUGAUGAGAACUUGGCCGUGAGAGCCCUCAUACAGGUUUUCACUGUCUGCUUCCUCCAGAGACGGACUGGACAGAAACCCCAGGAUCGUCUACCACUCAGAUCAUUCUUCCCACAUGUGAUGCCCAGUUUACUAACUCCUUUACUGACGGCACCAUCAGAGGUUCCCAGGGAAGCCUGGCUGGAUCAUCUGAGCUGGAUCAGAAGUUUACUUCAGAGCGUGACGGAGAAUGAGGAGGCAGGGGAAGAUGUCAGGGCGUAUCAGGCUGUCUUUGAGGCUUGGUUCCUGCUGGUGCAGUGUGGGUAUUGGGUGGACACAGCUGUUGAGCUGCUUGUUCUGGCAGCGCCUGAGAACGCCGAACCGCUGCUGUGGCUCCUGACGUUCUUCCAUCACCCCACCAAUAGAGGGCACCAGAGGUCCCAACAAACCGCAGUGGCCAGAGAAGCCUGGACUCAUCUAAGGAUGCUAUUUCUCACUCGUCCUCCCCCUCCCAGACACCUCAGUGCUGUGAAAGAGCUCCUGUCCUCCUCCCUUUCAGCAAACCUCGUUUUGCAUUUGUUUUCAAACUUCACCGUCUUUUCCCACGGACCUGUUAGCAUUAUCACUGAAAUUACUGACAAGGUGCUGACUGAGGCCGCUGUGAAGCGCAGGGCACUGUGGAUCCUCGCCUCAAUUCGCUGCAGACUAAACAGUGCCACUAUGCGGGACGACAGGGUUCAUUCCAGGCUGAGGACUCUUCAGGACGCCCUCCUUCAAACCUGAGAUCCUUGGAUAGAAACUCCUAGCUUCGAGCGCUUGCCGAAACUAUUUGUUAGGACAAGGAAUCCUUGCGUGGCUCAGUUACGCACAGAAAAGCUGGGUGGGACGAUAUGGCAUUUAUAGAAGAGAAGCCCAGCUGCCAUUUUUAACUUCAAAAGCAGUGGGUGUUCUCCCCCUAAACCCAAGAGGGGCCUCCACACUUGAUGUAUUGAGCCAAAUAAAAGGAACACAUGUAUUUC
Messenger RNA from Carassius auratus (goldfish), 2165 nucleotides. RefSeq names its product FA complementation group C (gene fancc). Gene Ontology annotation, cellular component: Fanconi anaemia nuclear complex. The record is from RefSeq and is a predicted model, not a curated record. The transcript is spliced from 15 exons. NCBI's taxonomy places the organism in Eukaryota, Metazoa, Chordata, Actinopteri, Cypriniformes, Cyprinidae. The coding region runs from base 265 to 1929 and encodes 554 amino acids. Gene Ontology annotation, biological process: cellular response to oxidative stress; nucleotide-excision repair; interstrand cross-link repair.